Molecule: messenger RNA, 2281 nt
Organism: Brachypodium distachyon (stiff brome)
Lineage: Eukaryota; Viridiplantae; Streptophyta; Magnoliopsida; Poales; Poaceae
Product: scarecrow-like protein 3
Exons: 2
Coding region: 476-2092 (538 amino acids)
Biological process (GO): regulation of DNA-templated transcription
Cellular component (GO): nucleus
Molecular function (GO): DNA-binding transcription factor activity; sequence-specific DNA binding
Source: RefSeq, a predicted model, not a curated record
UUAUUGUCCUCUCUGCCCAGCGCGGGACUCUUUUGAGCAUAUCUGGAUCGACACUUUUACGGCCAAUUUUUUUAAAAGCCAUAGCUAGCAGACGCUCUGUGAACAGUCACGCUGCCUUGUCCCGUUGCGUGCACACCGUUGCAUAAAACAGAAUGGUUUGAUCGCAAUAUUGUCCCCUACCUCGCGAUCCAAAUUGGCUGGGGGUGAAUUCCAAGAGCAUAAUCUGAAGCUUCUUAGAUACUCCACCGGGAUGCGGACAAAGACAGGCAUUGCGCGUGCCGCAGAUGCGUCCAAACCUCGGAGAUGAAGACCUCGGGGAGGGAGGAGAUUAAGGUGAGGUCGCUGACAACAGACUAACAGAGGAUCGAUCGGUGCUGCAAGAGACAAAGAUCGGCACAUCGGAAGGAAGCGGCAAGCACGCACUUACUUGGUUUGGUUGGCUGGUUGAUCUUUGGGAAGGAGGAUAGGGAUAGCAAUGUUCCAGCAACAGCUGCUGCAGCAGCAGCAGGAGGACGUGAUGUCGUCGUCGGCGACAUCGUCUCCGGCGUCGACGCUGUACUCGCCGUGUCCGCCGGGGGCGGGGGCGUCGUGGGUGCAGGAGCUGAGCUCGGACCAGUGCAGCGUGCGGCUGAUCGGGCUGCUGUACCAGUGCGCGGCGGAGGUGGCCGCCGGCGCGCUGGACAGGGCCAACCUGUGCCUGGAGCACAUCAUGCAGCUGGCGUCCCUGGACGCGCCCCACGCGCUGCAGCGGCUCGCCGCCGUCUUCGCCGACGCGCUCGCCCGCAAGCUGCUCAACCUCGUGCCGGGCCUCUCGCGGGCGCUCCUGACUUCUUCAUCGUCGUCUUCGUCUCCGUCUCCGGCGGGAACGUCGUCGGGCGACGCGGCCCGGCGCCACAUGUUCGACAUGCUGCCGUUCCUGAAGCUGGCGUACCUGACCACCAACCACGCCAUCCUGGAGGCCAUGGAAGGGGAGCGGUUCGUGCACGUCGUCGACCUCUCCGGGCCCGCCGCCAACCCUGCGCAGUGGAUCGCGCUCUUCCACGCGUUCCGCGGCCGGUCGCGCGACGGCCAGGGGGUGUUCCCACACCUCCGGGUGACGGCGGUGCACGAGAGCAAGGAGUUCCUGGGCGCCAUGGCCGCGUCGCUGGCCCGGGAGGCCGAGGCGUUCGACAUCCCGUUCCAGUUCGCGGGGGUGGAGUCCCGGCUCGAGGACCUCGACUCCGCCGCGCUCCGCCACUGCCUCCGCGUCCGCUCCGGCGAGGCGCUCGCCGUCAGCGUCGCGCUGCAGCUCCACCGCCUCCUCGCCGCCGACGACGACGGCCGCUGCAGGCGGCACCCGGGCGGCGGCCUCACCCCGCUCCAGAGCAUCUUGGCUGCUCGAUCCAGCCCGAGGAGCCCGAGCAGCGGCGGGAGCAGCAGCUUCGGGGAGCUCCUGGAGCGGGAGCUCAACACCAGGCUCCAGCUCAGCCCCGACGCCUCCUCCUACAACUCCCCGCAGUACUCCUCCCCGACGAUGUCCGCCUUCUCCUCCUCCGGCUCCGGGAAGCCGAAACUGGAAUCCUUCCUGUCAGCAAUCAAGGCGCUAUCCCCAAAAGUCAUGGUGAUCACGGAGCAGGAAGCCAACCACAACGGGGCCGCGUUCCACGAGCGGUUCGACGAGGCGCUCAACUACUACGCGUCGCUGUUCGACUGCCUGGAGCGGGCGUCGUCGGGGCAGGGGCAGCACCGGAGCAAUAGCGCGGCGGAGCGGGCGCGGGUGGUGGAGCGGGCGGUGCUGGGGGAGGAGAUCCGGAGCAUCGUGGCGAGCGAGGGGCGGGAGCGGAAGGAGCGGCACGAGCGGGCGGCGCAGUGGGCGGGGCGGAUGGAGGCGUCCGGGAUGGAGCGGGUCGGGCUCAGCUACGGCGGCGCCAUGGAGGCCAGGAAGCUGCUGCAGAGCUGCGGGCUGGGCGGCGGCGGGUACCAGGUGAGGCAUGAUGUGCAGGAGCAGCGGUUCUUCUUCUGCUGGCACGACAGGCCGCUCUACGCCGUCUCCGCCUGGCGGCCCGCCGGUGCCGGGCCUGCCUCGGCCUACCACCACCGGGGGCCCAGAUGAUGAACCCGGGCUCCGUGAAUUCGAAUUCAUCGUGUGAUCGAUCGGUGUGACCCGCGCUAGCUUGUUGCGCUUCUGCAUGUUUUGUGCCGUAAAUACCUUCUGGUCUGGUCAAAGGUGUGUUUGAUGAAUGAGCGUUGGAUUGGAUUUGGAGUAAACAGGUUUACGCUAUCGACUGGAUUUUUUUUUUCG